AUGUCUUCGGACCCAAAACCACAAGCGCGCAAGCGUGGUCGGCCCGCAAACGCGACUAAAUCUCCUACUACCAGCGCGUCGCGAGAUCGUCCCGACGAGUACGAAGCCGAUAACGAAGAACCUGUGCUACCGAAGCAGCGAGGGCGACCAAUGAAAUUGGCGCAAGAGAAUGCGACGGAAGAGAUAGUAGCUAAGGAAGGCAAACCUCGAAAGAAGCGCGGCCGACCAUCUCUGGAAGAUAAGAAUACGGAAAAGCGAGAAGAAGAUGCGCCACUACCGAAGAAAAAACGCGGUCGGCCCUCGCUGGAGAGAAAUCAGGACGAACAAGAACCAGAACCGCAAGCAGUGGAUGAGAUGCCACGGAAACGAAAGCGCGGUCGUCCUUCACUCGGAAAGAACAAAAAUAACGAUAUGCCUGAGCCUGAGCCUGAGCCUGACCAGGAAGGCGUAGAAGAGGAGGCGCAAGCGAAGAAGACGCGCGGCCGUUCUAAGACGAACCGGAAUAUCGAAGAUCUGGAGCAGCAAGCAGAAGGAAAUGAAAAGCAACUGAAAAGAAAACGUGGCCGACCCUCCCACGAAAAGGUUCAGAAUGAUCAAGAACCUGUGCAAGAAGUAGCACAAAAUUCUGAGAACCCACAAAGCAAGAAAAAGACAAAGGGAAACCAAGUAGAACAGCCAGAUGAGCAGCAAGAGGAACUUGAGCCAGAGCCCGAAGAAUCCCAACCAGCUCAUCGCAAGAAGCGCCAACGCAAAGCGCCAGAACCCGAACUAGAGGAACAAGAGCCAGAGGAAGAGGAACAGCAGGUCACGCGGGACUCACGAAACUCUCUGGAUAAUGCCAGGGGAGAUGUAAAUAAGAAGGGGCGCAAGGCGAAAAAGUCCAACAAGACGACUCGCGCAUCGCAAGAAAUCGCUGAGGAUCAGCAACCCGAUGAACCUACCAAGAAGCGCGGACGACGAAGAGGGGGGAAGCCGCCAGCUGACGAGGCCGAUGAGCCUGAACCUGAACCUGAACCAGAACCCGAACAACAAGGACAGCAUAACAAGAAGAAGCGCCGCAACAAGAACGACGUGCCAUCCGAUUUGGAUGGAUCCCUUCCCUCCCCACCAAAACCGUAUCUUCACAUCGCCCCUUUCAAGCGCACCAUCCGCUCCUCCCAUAUCGCUGUCAAGUGGUCUCCCCUAACCGGAUCAUCACUCCCCGCAGCAACAUCCAUCCUCGCGCUCGCUCAACGGCCCAUUCUCCAGCGAACAGCCACAACCCGCAACCGACGUGACCAUGCGACCGCGGCCCUGAACCUCGUUUCUCGCCGUAUAGAGCGCAAACUCGACCGCGGUGUCCCCUUCCCAGCUGCGUCAUCAACGACGAGUACUCGGCGCCGCGCAGAUGCAGAUGGGGGUCGCGCGAUGGAGCUUGAUUUUGAAGCAGUGCUUGAUGGAAAACAGGCGUUGGAGAGACAGCUCCACCCGGCAAAGCAUGCGGUGGGGUUGUUGAAGGUCGAAAGGGAUAGAAUGGAAAAAGAGCUUGAGAAUGACUAUGAGGUGUUGAGAGGCUUAGAGGCAAACGCGAGAGCGCAGACUAGAGAGCGCAAGGAUUUGUUCCGGAAAGCGCAUGUUCUGGCACCAAUCUUACCACCUAAGAACCAGGGCCAUGAUACACAAUUCGUGACCAACAAAGAUGAGGGGAGUCUCAAAGAACUUCUUGAAACACCCCUCGAGCCUCUUGCGCUUCAACUUGCCGGCCACGUUGAUAGCAUCCGUGGAAACCUUCAGCAGGCUGAGGGUGUCACACCGCAACUCAACCGUACAAAGGCAGCGUUACAAGACGUGUUGCAGGAGUAUUUGGACAGUGAUAUGUAUGAGCAGGUUCUCCUCGGAUAA
Fusarium poae is the source of this 1881-nucleotide messenger RNA. RefSeq lists its product as uncharacterized. The transcript is spliced from 3 exons. NCBI's taxonomy places the organism in Eukaryota, Fungi, Ascomycota, Sordariomycetes, Hypocreales, Nectriaceae. Gene Ontology annotation, molecular function: DNA binding. The record is from RefSeq and is a predicted model, not a curated record. The coding region runs from base 1 to 1881 and encodes 626 amino acids.